Armigeres subalbatus is the source of this 2729-nucleotide messenger RNA. RefSeq lists its product as uncharacterized. Gene Ontology annotation, molecular function: nucleic acid binding; zinc ion binding. Lineage: Eukaryota; Metazoa; Arthropoda; Insecta; Diptera; Culicidae. The record is from RefSeq and is a predicted model, not a curated record. The transcript has 3 exons. Bases 481 to 2553 code for a protein of 690 amino acids.
UGAUAAAUUAAUAUCUUUCCGUGUAAUCAGCAGAUGUUCAGCAAGCGCAGCGCGCAACACUGCUGUUGUUUAUUUUAUUAAAUAAAUCAGAGCCAGGAGCUCUCUUCUGUUUUACACCUCAAACGAACAACACGUAUUUUUAUACUCCCCUAGAAACAAACCCCCCAGUUGUAGUUGCUCCCAGCAGUCUUAUUAGUGGCGACGAGGAAAAAACGAACCGACGGAUCACCGCAGCUACUGGAUCGUAUCAGCCUUUGCCGACGGAAAACCAACAGGAGACGGCGGCUGUUGUUUCGAUUGCCGACAUAGGGGCAUCUGCACAGUGGACCGUCUGUGCGGCAGUAGUGGUUUAAUUUUGAUCUUUUCCUUUUCGCUCCGCUGGAAGGUUUUCUGGUUCCUUUACCUGGGAAUCGUGGUGAGAGUAAAGGAUUCAUCGGGUACCAAGACGCAUCUGCUUGUUCAUCGCAUCGACAAUUGGAAAUGGAUAGCAAUCAAAGGAUGGUAGACCAGCGUACCUGUGACUACUGCGGACAACAAGGACACGUGCGAAGAAGGUGCCGUGAACUAAAUCCUAAAAGGAGCGAUGAAGUUGAACAUGCCGACAUGCAAGAAUCUUUUGUGGCUCCGGAUAACUUGUCCGAGCGUCUGGAUAAUUUUAAAGAAAUAAGUUGUGAAUUGGAUAACAAUGAGCCAAGUGAUUUUGUAUUGGAGUGUAUGGAUGUUUCUUCCAUCGAUAAUUUCAGUAGUUCUUGUUUGUUGAAUGUCUCUAUUGAGAAUAAUUUGACAAAAUUGGAGAUUGACAGUGGAUUUAGGACAGCUGCUCCAAAUUUCAACCGAACAUUAAGUAAGAGGUUUAAUAAAUUAAUUGAGAUAAAUAGUUCCAGGGUGACAAUUUCUGGCCAAGAUGAUGUUACGGUUGAAUUGAAUAGUACAAAAGCAAUAUUUAAUCUGCUAGUGCUUGAUUGCUAUUAUCACUUUAUUCCAUUACUAGGAAGAACGUGGUUGGAUGAAUUCUUUCCCAACUGGAGAUUUUAUUUUGGCAUUUCUUUGCCAGGAAAUAAUAUUCGCCAAAAACAACAUAAAACACCUACUGGAGAUAUUAAGAUUAAAUGUGCUGAUGUAUUUGUCAGAAAUUCAAGUAAUUCUAUUGCUAAUUGUGAAGCAGAUGUGAUUUUAAAAAGUAAUUUACCAAUUUCAAAACAAGAUAAUGACUUUCCUUAUGAUAUGAGGCAGAAUAAUUUUAAAAUUUUUGUAUUCAAUUUCAAAAUUCCUAAUAUAUUUUCGUCAAAAUUUUUAUUUGCGAGUUUUAUUUCGCAGUUGGUUUUGAAUGUGUCAGUUCCAAUACAAUGUAAUAAAUUUGUGAAAAGUAAUAUUAUAACUGAUGAUUCUUUGGCAAUUUCCAUAGAGACUAUAAAUGAUAUAUUUCAGAAAAACAGAAUUUAUUUUACACGCUAUUUGUGGCCUAAGAAAACUGACAAGCAUGGUUUUAAAAUGCUUAGAACUAAACCAGAUUUCUAUGAUCUUGACGUGUGUUUAUUAUUCCAGGACAAAGUGAACAUUACGCAGAAAUUUCAAGGAGAAAUGAUUAAACUUGAACGUGUCAUUCACGAGGUCAUUCAUGAUGGCAUCAUUGAUAUGAUAAAAUUCGUAGAACAAGCGGUUCACUUGUUUGGUUUUGACACGAAUUUUGUUGCUGUUUGUGGCGUCUGUUCCAAUAUGGCAAUCAUUCCAAAACAUAAUAUUAAUUCAAAAUUUUCAAACAGUGUACCUACUAAGAAACCAUCGGUAGGAAAUGAUUUCUCUAAAAGGGUGGAGGUAAAACGAAUGAUUAAAAUUGACAACUAUUUGGUAGUUAUAGCUAAAUUGGCUAUGCAUUUUGCGAGUUUUGUAUUGGACAACGUCACAAUGUAUGACAAUGGUUUCUUACAUAAAAGUUGUAAGUUGCACUUGGAAAACCAGAUUAGUUUACGUUUAAGCUUUAAUGAUACGACAAUGGUUGGAAAUUUUCCUCCUGAAAAAUACUAUACCCAUACAUCUAAGAUGUUAAUCUGUUUGAUUAAAACGAAAAAACAUAACAAACCGCAUAUACGUGGAAAAUGGAUCAAAGUAUCUUUUCUGAAACGUUUUUCUCAAAAUAUAUUACAGAUCAUGGUUGGAAACGAGACGACAACAUCGUCCCAUCCCAAUCAGAUCAGAGUCCUUGAGGAUGGACAUGGAGUUACGGAUCUGUCGAAGCGGGUAAUGCGAGUGGUCGAGACUGGUCGUCCGCUAUCGACUGUCGAGAUUCCCGAGAAUGGUCGACCGUUGUGGACUGCAGCAGAACGCAUGAUGAAACCCGUACUGAACGAGAGCGAUAUCUGGCAAUUACCAGGUCAUAGCAGUGGAAGCGCCUCGAAUCAACGCAAGUUAAUGAAGAAUAAGAAUAGGAAAAGAAAAUUCCCGUCAGAGCCGGUAGAGCUUUCUGGCCUACCUAGGCGUUCAAUAAGAAUCAGAAAAGCUAGAUUAAAAGUGAAUUUUUGUAUUGUUAAUUUUUUGAAUCUUUGUUCAGUCUGAGUCUCCUUUCCUUCUGAAGGGGGAAGAGCUGAUGUAUACUGUAAAUUGAUAAAUUAAUAUCUUUCCGUGUAAUCAGCAGAUGUUCAGCAAGCGCAGCGCGCAACACUGCUGUUGUUUAUUUUAUUAAAUAAAUCAGAGCCAGGAGCUCUCUUCUGUUUUACACCUCAAACGAACAA